CGAAUCAAACGACGUUCAAAGAUUGUUUCAAUUUAUUUCCUGGAUGGAAAGAACGGCUAUUUACGGAAAUUGCGAAUUUGGGCCAAAGUAGAAUGUCAAAUACAGCGGCCAGCGGCGAUGGACCACCGACAGUGAAAAAGUCCACGGAUAAAACUCCUCGCAAGAGGGAUCGCACUGAAGGUGGUGGUGCUACCGGAAAAGGAAGCAGCGCCAACUUCCAACGCAAACCAACCGAUCGUCACACGGUGAAAAAUCGGGUCCUACCAAAGUUUUUUACCCGCGAGAACGACAUUUACGUUACCUACAAAUCGGACUUUACGUAUCAGUUUAAAUCCUGCUUGGAUAUUCUCAACUCUUCGCUCGGCGAGGUGUUUCUUCAUUGUACCGGGCGAGCAAUUAAUCGAGGGAUCAACUUGGCCUUAAGGAUAAAAGCGGAAUUCCCGGAAGCAUUUGAGUACGAGGUGAACACCUCUCAAAUCGCCAUCACGGACGAUUUACAUCCGCUACAUGACGAGGACGAUUUCAUGGUACAACGACGCAUGAAUUCGUGUCUUCAUAUUCGUGUGUACCGCAGUAUUAAGCUAAAGCCUUCGAACGCUGGUGAACUGAAGGCUUAA
Messenger RNA from Anopheles nili, 617 nucleotides. RefSeq names its product ribonuclease P protein subunit p20 (gene Rpp20). Bases 93 to 617 code for a protein of 174 amino acids. Gene Ontology annotation, biological process: tRNA 5'-leader removal. The record is from RefSeq and is a predicted model, not a curated record. The transcript has 2 exons. Gene Ontology annotation, cellular component: nucleolar ribonuclease P complex; ribonuclease MRP complex; nucleus. NCBI's taxonomy places the organism in Eukaryota, Metazoa, Arthropoda, Insecta, Diptera, Culicidae. Gene Ontology annotation, molecular function: nucleic acid binding.